AUUGUUGGUAACAACUCUAAGCAAUAUGGUUUUUCUUCAUUUUAUUUUGAUCUAUUGGAAGUAUAAGAUAUAAUAAAUAGUGAAAUGAAUUGAUGAUCGCAAUUUUAAUUCGAUUGAAGCAUUUAUCUAUUAUAGUUUUUUAGAAAUAGACCUCCUCAUCCAGCCUCAAACUUGGAUAUAUCAAACAUAAAUAUAGUAAAAGAAACAAUAAGAAAGUCUACUCUGAAAUGAUUACGAGGAAACAAUCAAUAAUAGGCUGAA
Molecule: messenger RNA, 261 nt
Organism: Paramecium sonneborni
Lineage: Eukaryota; Ciliophora; Oligohymenophorea; Peniculida; Parameciidae
Source: the annotation of a GenBank genome assembly